AUGCCGCCUAGCGCACAGGAUGGUAGACGCGCGUCUGCGACGUCCGGAGAACACAAGCCUUCGGAAUCGUACGGCAACGUCGACGACUCGCUGGCACCUACGACAAAUCUAUCUCCGCAGUAUGGCUCAACAUUUCCUCCUAGGGACGGGCGGUGCCAUUCGGACUUUCGUACAUCUACCGCUUCCCAGGCCGCUUACGAUGUUCCGGACACCUACGCCAACCUGGAUGAAGCGGCAGGUGUAUGGCCCGUGCAGAAUCCACAUGAGCAGCCCACCUAUCGCUUUCGAUCGCUAGAGCAAGUGAGGAGCCAGGAGCAGGACAGACGUCGGUCUCUCGCUGGGGGCCGUCCGCUGGAGGACGAGAAGCCACAGGGGGUCAGAUUCGAGGUCUCCCGGCUCCUAACACAACUCUACACCGUUUCCUAUCUCAUUUUCUUCUCCAUCCUCGGCACACUCGCCCGGCUCGGCUUGCAAGCCCUCACCAACUACCCGGGCACUCCCAUCGGCUUCUCCUCCAUCUGGCCCAACUUCGCCGGCAGUCUGGUCAUGGGCUUCCUGGCCGAAGACCGCAAAGCCCAGGCGGCGGCCGUGAAGAAGACCAUCCCGCUCUAUAUCGGCCUCGCCACCGGCUUCUGCGGCUCCUUCACCUCCUUCUCGGCCUUCAUCCGCGACAUGUUUCUCGCGCUAUCCAACGACCUGGACAACACUGCCGCGAGAAACGGUGGCUACUCCUUCCUCACCCUGCUCGCCGUGCCGAUCGUCACCGUCUCGCUCUCUCUUGGCGCCCUCGUGCUCGGCGCCCACCUGGCCAUCGCCCUCGCCCCGCUGACGCCGUCGCUGCCGCGCCGCCUGCGCGCCACGCUCGACAAGGCGGCCGUCUUCCUCGGAUGGGGCUGCUGGCUAGGCGCCGUGCUCCUGUCCAUCUUCCCUCCUCCAAGCGGCGGCGGCCAUGCCGACUGGCGCGGCAAGGUCACUUUCGCGCUGGUCUUUGCGCCCCCUGGCUGCCUGGUCCGGUUCUAUGCCAGUCUGAAGCUGAAUGGGCGCGUCGCUGCCUUCCCUGUGGGCACGUUCGUGGUGAACCUGGCCGGGACGGGCGUGCUGGCGAUGGCGUGGGAUCUAGCGCACUCAGGCGGGGCUGCUGCUGCUGGCCAAGGAUUGAUCGGCUGCCAGGUGCUGGCGGGCGUUCAGGACGGGUUCUGUGGGUGCUUGACUACGGUGUCGACUUGGGUUGGGGAGCUAGCGGCGCUAAGGAGGAGGCAUGCCUAUGUAUAUGGAGGCGCGAGUGUCUUGGGCGGGUUUGCGGUGGUGGUUGCGAUCAUGGGAGGGCUGAGAUGGAGUGAGAGUUAUGAAUGGGGAGCUUGUGGAUAACAGGACGUCUGUCAACUCACUCAAUUGAGACCGCCCAGCAGCUGAGCGGCGCGAAACUAGAUCUUGUCUGUGAAACCAACAAUUACGUAUUAAUGACGCCGUACUAGGACCAAGAUACCUAGCAGUCUAACGAACAAAUUCAAACAGCAAGGGGAUUUUGAUUAUAAGACCUAG
Molecule: messenger RNA, 1542 nt
Organism: Chaetomium strumarium
Lineage: Eukaryota; Fungi; Ascomycota; Sordariomycetes; Sordariales; Chaetomiaceae
Product: CrcB-like protein-domain-containing protein
Exons: 2
Coding region: 1-1368 (455 amino acids)
Biological process (GO): fluoride transmembrane transport
Cellular component (GO): plasma membrane
Molecular function (GO): fluoride transmembrane transporter activity
Source: RefSeq, a predicted model, not a curated record